UUUGUGGUGGUUUCUCAUACCAGAUUCAACGUGUGAAGUGUGUUUUGUAUGAGAAAAAAGCUAUAAGGCUUCAGCGAUGUUUUAUCACAUCCCCUUGGAGCAUGAAAUCAAGCUGCAUCCGAAGUAUUUCGGCCCUCAAUUGAUGGAUACUGUCAAGCAGAAGCUCUUCACCGAGGUCGAAGGCACGUGUUCUGGCAAAUACGGCUUUGUUAUAGCCGUGACUACAAUCGACGACAUCGGAUCAGGAUUGAUUGAGCCUGGUCGAGGAUUCGUCGUCUAUCCAGUCAAGUACAAGGCAAUUGUUUUCCGGCCAUUCAAAGGAGAAGUUGUGGAUGCAAUCGUAGUUCAGGUCAACAAAGUCGGACUUUUCACGCAAGUCGGUCCGUUGUCAUGCUUCAUCAGCCGUCACUCGAUUCCUCCGGACAUGGAAUUCGACGCCAAUUCGAAUCCCCCGUGCUACAAAACUAAGGACGAGGAUAUCAUGAUCUCUCCCGAAGACGAAAUUCGAGUCAAAAUCGUCGGCACCCGAAUUAACGCCACUGACAUUUUUGUGAUUGGUAGUUUAAUGGACGACUAUCUUGGAUGGUUUGGAGGGAGAAAGCGUGUUAAGAUGUAUCGCGUUGUGUUCGUAUUAGUAACAGUGUUCUGUGUCGUUACUGGCGACCUCCGCGAAAACCUUCGGCAUUUUGAAGUGUUACACUCGUCUGAACUCAGCCAUGAGAGGAUGAAACGAGACACUGAUCAACGCACUCCCACACAUCCUGCAGGUGUACCCCUGAAGGAACUAUCUUUCAAAGCAAUGGGCAAGGAGUUCAAUUUGAUGCUGAGUCCGAGGCGCGGAGUGCUUGAUAAAGACUUCGAGGCUGCAGUCAUGAAAGAAGAUGGAGAAGAAGAACCCGUUUAUGUCGACGAAGAUACUUUUUUUGAGGGCAAAGUCGCUGGAGAAAAGGGGUCACGAGUGACGGCGUACCUCGAAGACGGUUUGCUCACUGCGUCUAUUGAAACCCCGGAUGAAACCUAUCACAUUGAACCUUCGUGGCGUCAUCUGAACGACUCUGGCAAUGAAUCCAUGAUUGUCUAUCGUGGAAGUGAUAUCAAAUUCAGCUGGGAAAAUGCGGAUGAAAAGGGAGAACCCGGAAGAAUUUGUGGGUACGUGAAAGAAGGCGAAGAUCACGAAGACCACGAUCAUUCAGCAGACGAUUUGGCUCCUGAAAAAGAAGAAGCCAAGAUGCGAACGAAGCGACAGGAAGCGGAAGCGUAUAAAUUCCAACUUCGGAAAACUCGGUGUCCGUUGUUGCUUGUAGCCGACUACAGAUUUUUCAAAGAAAUGGGCGGCGGAUCGACCAAGACUACCAUUAAUUACCUAAUCAGCCUGAUUGACCGAGUGCAUAAGAUUUAUACAGAAACUGAAUGGCGGGACGGUCCAACUCAGCAAGGAUUUUCCGGCAUGGGAUUCGUCAUUAAGAAAAUCAUUGUGCACCCGGAAGUGACGAGAAUCGCUCCAUCAGACUCGCAUUACAACAUGCAACGAUCUUCGUGGGACGUUCGCAGUCUUCUUGAGGUCUUUUCGCGGCAGUACGCGCACAAGAAUUUCUGCCUGGCCCACCUCUUCACGGAUAUCAAAUUCGACGGCGGGAUCCUAGGUUUGGCAUAUGUGGGAUCCCCGCGUCGGAAUUCAGUCGGAGGAAUCUGCACUCCAGAAUAUUUUAAGAACGGUUACACUCUUUAUUUAAACUCCGGCCUUUCGUCAUCUCGAAAUCAUUAUGGUCAACGUGUGAUCACCCGGGAAGCGGAUUUGGUGACGGCUCAUGAAUUUGGGCACAAUUGGGGCAGCGAGCAUGACCCGGAUUUGCCGGAAUGCUCGCCAAAGGCCUCUGAAGGAGGAUCGUAUCUCAUGUACACGUACUCCGUUUCUGGUUACGAUUACAACAACAAGAAAUUCUCGCCUUGCAGUCUGCGAUCUAUUAGGGCCGUUUUGCUUGCGAAAAGCUCGAGGUGUUUUACGGAACCUGAAGAAUCUUUUUGCGGAAACUUGCGAGUGGAAAAAGGUGAAGAAUGCGAUGCGGGUCUCGUGGGAACCGAAGACGUGGAUAAUUGUUGCGACAAGACGUGCAAAUUGCGCACCGACAGAGGAGCCAAAUGUUCUGACAAAAAUUCUCCCUGUUGUCGGAAUUGCAAAUUUAUGAGCUCGGGUAUCAAAUGCAGGGAUGCUCAAAGGGGUACCUGUGAGAAGGAAGCCAGGUGUACAGGAAAUGGAGCUGAGUGUCCACCAUCUCCGCCUCUCCCAGAUGGAACACCGUGCAUUGAAAAAGGCACUUGUUACCAAGGCAAAUGUUUGCCUUUUUGCGAGUCGCAAAAACCCAGUUUGCAGAGCUGCAUGUGUGACGUGUUGGAAAACGCGUGCAAGCGUUGCUGCCGGACUCAUCUCAAUGAUACGUGCUUCCCAGUGGAUCCUCUGGAUAUUUUGCCUAAUGGAACUCCUUGCAUGGUUGGCUAUUGCAAAGACGGCAUGUGUGAGAAAACCGUGCAAGAUAUUGUGGAGAGAUUCUGGGACAUCAUUGAGGACAUUUCCAUCAACUCUGUGCUGUAUUUCUUGAGGGAUAAUAUCGUCGGCACUGUAUUGAUCGUGUCCAUCAUCCUCUGGAUACCCGUUUCGUGUCUCAUCAGUUUCGUGGAUGCCAAAAGGCUGAGGGAGUACGAAAAGUACGUGCAAUGGCUGGAAAAAGACCAGCUAGUGCACCCUGCUGACCCUCAUGCCAGAAGAGUCAUCAGGGUUACCAAGAGAGCUGGGACAAGAAGCACUCCCCAGGUUGGUUCGCAGCCCCGUCGAGUUGGAAGCGGUCGUAGAGAUAACCUGUCAGUUAUCUCUGGCCAAGAAGCAACUAAUGAAGUUUCAGGGUUCCCAGGAACUGCUCUCUGAAAUGGUCCUGGUAGCUUAUAAAAAAAGAAAAAAACCUAGUCUCCGACAUAGGAUCAGUUUUCCAAGUGUGAUUGUCAUGGGCAUGGUGUGGAGAACGUUUUUAUCAUGGCAAGAAGCCUGCAAGAUAUCGGGAGGCUUUCGAAGAAGUUGGAGAUCUCAAUGAUUGAAGCAUUUCUCUUUUUGUGUGUGGAAUUGAGUUUUUUGGUACUUUCGUUAUUACGCUCAUCUCUGAAAACGAAAAGCUAGUUGGGUUUUACGAAUUGUUCAGCUGUGGCAUUUUAUUCCUGUUUCCGUGUUUUCAUUUUGAAACUGUUUCUGUGCAACAAGGAACAAACUGUUUGUUUUUUA
Molecule: messenger RNA, 3268 nt
Organism: Notodromas monacha
Lineage: Eukaryota; Metazoa; Arthropoda; Ostracoda; Podocopida; Cyprididae
Source: the annotation of a GenBank genome assembly